AUGACACGUUUCACACUUCACAAGACCGAGGGCAGUGCCCGUAUUGGGACGCUCCACACGGCGCACGGUGACGUGCCGACCCCGGCCUUCAUGCCCGUAGCGACACUAGGCUCGGUCAAGGCGGUUGAUCCGAACGACCUUCGCCGGAUGGGAGCGACGAUUCUGCUCGGGAACACCUACCACCUGUAUCUCCGGCCCGGCGUGGAGUCUGUUCGGAAUUCGGGCGGCCUCGCGGCGUUCAUGGCCUGGAACGGUCCGACGCUGACGGAUAGCGGAGGCUUUCAGGGCUUCAGCCUCGAACACUUGCGGAACAUCAGCGAGGAUGGAUAG
This is a messenger RNA of Geodia barretti, 330 nucleotides long. Lineage: Eukaryota; Metazoa; Porifera; Demospongiae; Tetractinellida; Geodiidae. The record is from the annotation of a GenBank genome assembly.